CGGCCCGAGUGCGAGGCGGAGGCGAGGAGGCCGCGGGGACGCGAGGCGAGGCCGGCCGGGGCCCCCGCAGCCAUGGAGAACGCUCACACAAAGACGGUGGAGGAGGUGCUGGGCCACUUUGGCGUCAACGAGAGCACGGGGCUGAGCCUGGAGCAGGUCAAGAAGCUCAAGGAGAGAUGGGGUUCCAACGAAUUACCGGCUGAAGAAGGAAAAACCUUGCUGGAACUUGUGAUUGAGCAGUUUGAAGACUUACUAGUUAGGAUUUUAUUGUUGGCAGCAUGUAUAUCUUUCGUUUUGGCUUGGUUUGAAGAAGGUGAAGAGACAAUUACAGCCUUUGUAGAACCUUUUGUAAUUCUACUUAUAUUAGUAGCCAAUGCAAUUGUGGGUGUAUGGCAGGAAAGAAAUGCUGAAAAUGCGAUAGAGGCCCUUAAGGAGUAUGAGCCUGAAAUGGGGAAAGUGUAUCGACAGGACAGAAAGAGUGUGCAGCGAAUUAAAGCUAAAGACAUAGUUCCCGGGGAUAUUGUGGAAAUUGCUGUUGGUGACAAAGUUCCUGCUGAUAUAAGAUUAACUUCUAUCAAGUCUACAACUCUAAGAGUUGACCAGUCAAUUCUCACCGGUGAAUCUGUUUCUGUCAUCAAGCACACUGACCCUGUCCCUGACCCACGAGCUGUCAAUCAAGAUAAAAAGAACAUGCUCUUUUCUGGUACAAACAUUGCUGCUGGGAAAGCUAUGGGAGUGGUGGUGGCAACCGGAGUCAAUACUGAAAUUGGCAAGAUCCGAGAUGAAAUGGUUGCAACAGAACAGGAGAGAACACCCCUACAGCAGAAGCUAGAUGAGUUUGGGGAGCAACUUUCCAAAGUUAUCUCCCUCAUUUGCAUUGCAGUCUGGAUCAUAAACAUUGGACAUUUCAAUGACCCAGUUCAUGGGGGCUCAUGGAUCAGAGGUGCUAUCUACUACUUUAAGAUUGCAGUGGCCCUGGCUGUCGCUGCCAUCCCAGAGGGUCUGCCUGCUGUCAUCACCACCUGCUUGGCUCUUGGAACUCGUAGGAUGGCAAAGAAAAAUGCUAUUGUUCGAAGUUUGCCUUCUGUGGAAACCCUUGGUUGCACUUCUGUUAUCUGCUCAGACAAGACAGGCACACUCACCACAAACCAGAUGUCAGUCUGCAGGAUGUUCAUUCUGGACAAAGUCGAAGGUGAUACUUGUUCCCUUAAUGAGUUUACUAUAACUGGAUCAACAUACGCCCCCAUUGGAGAAGUGCAUAAAGAUGAUAAGCCAGUGAAAUGCCAUCAGUAUGAUGGGCUUGUAGAGUUAGCAACGAUCUGUGCUCUGUGUAAUGACUCUGCUUUGGAUUAUAAUGAGGCAAAGGGUGUAUAUGAAAAAGUUGGAGAAGCCACAGAGACUGCUCUCACUUGCCUGGUAGAGAAAAUGAACGUAUUUGAUACUGAACUGAAGGGACUGUCUAAAAUAGAGCGUGCAAAUGCCUGCAACUCGGUCAUAAAACAACUGAUGAAGAAGGAAUUUACUCUAGAGUUUUCACGUGAUAGAAAAUCUAUGUCUGUCUACUGUACACCAAACAAACCAAGCCGGACAUCAAUGAGCAAGAUGUUUGUGAAGGGUGCUCCCGAAGGUGUCAUCGACAGGUGUACCCACAUCCGAGUUGGAAGUACCAAGGUCCCCAUGACUCCUGGUGUCAAACAGAAGAUUAUGUCUGUCAUUCGGGAGUGGGGCAGUGGCAGUGACACGUUGCGGUGCCUGGCUCUGGCCACUCAUGACAACCCACUGAGGAGAGAGGAAAUGCACCUGGAAGACUCGGCCAACUUCAUCAAGUAUGAGACCAAUCUGACUUUUGUUGGCUGUGUGGGCAUGCUGGACCCUCCCAGGAUUGAAGUGGCCUCUUCUGUGAAGCUAUGCCGGCAAGCAGGCAUCCGUGUCAUCAUGAUCACCGGGGACAACAAGGGCACUGCUGUGGCCAUCUGUCGCCGCAUUGGUAUUUUUGGGCAGGAUGAGGAUGUGACAUCAAAGGCUUUUACAGGGCGGGAGUUUGAUGAGCUCAGCCCCUCAGCCCAGAGAGAUGCCUGCUUGAAUGCCCGAUGUUUUGCUCGAGUUGAACCUUCCCACAAGUCUAAGAUCGUUGAGUUCCUUCAGUCCUUUGAUGAGAUCACAGCUAUGACUGGUGAUGGUGUGAAUGAUGCCCCUGCUCUGAAGAAAUCUGAAAUUGGCAUUGCCAUGGGUUCAGGUACUGCAGUGGCCAAGACUGCCUCUGAGAUGGUCCUGGCAGAUGACAACUUUUCCACCAUCGUGGCUGCUGUUGAGGAGGGUCGAGCCAUCUACAACAACAUGAAGCAGUUCAUCCGAUACCUCAUCUCAUCCAACGUCGGGGAAGUGGUCUGUAUUUUCCUGACGGCGGCCCUUGGUUUUCCUGAGGCUUUGAUUCCUGUCCAGCUCCUCUGGGUCAAUCUGGUGACAGAUGGUCUGCCUGCCACUGCACUGGGGUUCAAUCCUCCAGACCUGGACAUCAUGAACAAACCACCCCGGAACCCAAAAGAACCCUUGAUCAGCGGGUGGCUCUUUUUCCGUUACCUGGCUAUUGGCUGUUACGUUGGCGCUGCCACUGUGGGUGCUGCUGCGUGGUGGUUCAUCGCUGCUGAUGGUGGUCCGAGAGUGUCCUUCUACCAGCUGAGUCAUUUCCUACAGUGUAAAGAGGACAACCCAGACUUCGAUGGAGUGGACUGUGCAAUCUUUGAGUCCCCAUACCCAAUGACAAUGGCACUUUCUGUUCUCGUAACCAUAGAGAUGUGUAAUGCCCUCAACAGCUUGUCUGAAAACCAGUCCUUGCUGAGGAUGCCCCCCUGGGAGAAUAUCUGGCUGGUGGGCUCCAUCUGCCUGUCCAUGUCACUUCACUUCCUGAUCCUCUACGUGGAACCUUUGCCACUCAUCUUCCAGAUCACACCUUUGAAUCUGACCCAGUGGCUGAUGGUGCUGAAAAUCUCCUUGCCUGUGAUCCUCAUGGAUGAGACGCUUAAAUUUGUGGCCCGAAACUACCUGGAACCCGGUAAAGAGUGUGUGCAGCCUGCCACCAAAUCCUCCUGCUCGCUGUCGGCAUGCACCGAUGGCAUUUCCUGGCCGUUUGUGCUGCUCAUUAUGCCCCUGGUGGUCUGGGUCUACAGCACAGACACUAACUUUAGUGAUAUGUUCUGGUCUUGACUGACAGCGCUACAUACAGAAGAUGUUUAACUUAAUCAAUUAAUUUUUUAUUGUUUAAAGCAACUGUCUAUUUCUGCUGAAUUUUCACAUGAACAUAUUGGCUGGUGAAGGAGGUUUCAUAUUCUAGAUUUUGUUUUGCUUUUUCUGACUCCAGUGGGACAAGAUUUUCCUUUUUUUUAUACACAUAAUUAAAGUGUCCAUUGACAUGUACAGAGAACUAACACUAUUUUAUGCAGAUAUUUUUUUGUAGAUGAAAAAGCAUGUACAGUGUUCUGUUUAAUACUCAUUCUUGUACAAAGAUAGUUGAGCCAGCAGACAUUGUCAGCAAAUUAAUUGGCAGCAGACUUUAGGAAAUGAAUGUGUGUGGUUUUUAAAAGAAAAAAAAAAACUAAAUAGCAUGUAUUGUGUCUUUUGCAUGAUUCUCUGGAUUUAAUUUGAUAUCACAGUCUAAUUUUUACUCAUAAGCCAAUUUUUCUGCACUGGGCAGAGUCCUGCUACCUCAGUCAGUAUUUUUGGUUUGCCACUCCCUGCACCCUCAGCCUCUGUCACCCCCAGCCCAUCCCAGCCCGCUCGGCUUCUUCUGUAGGUCUGAUGGUUCUGUUUACAUCCGUCUUCACUAGAGGUUUGCCUGUUCUCGCUUGUGCAGAAAACAUUGCUCCAGAUUUAAAUCGACUGGGUUUCUGUCCCUUCGCCUAGUUUUUAAGGUUAUUUAUUUAAAUGUCUAAUGUAUUUUAUUGUAACAGACAUUGUUUUGCCAACAUUGCCUAUUCAGUGGCACUUCACAAUCUAGUUUAAAAGAAAAAUAAAACAUUUUAAAUGGACAGAGAAAAAUAACUGUCUUGUUCUUAAUGGCCUACCUUGAACUAUCUAUAUAAUCAGUUCAAAUUUCUCUGAGGUUCUCAGCUUAGAGCCUUAAUUUCCUGUUCUUGAGGGGAAGGAUCCUGUUCUGCUGCAUAGUUGGAUUUUGUUUAUGAUGUAUAGGCACGAUCUAUUAUGUGAUAAACGUUUAUGCAAGUUUCUGCUGGCCUGUUGUAUGUAGCCUGGUGUAAGGGCAAGUGUGUGCGUAUGUGUGUGUGUGUGUAUGUUUUGUAAAAUCUGUAAAUAGCACAUGACCAAAUGAACAUAUUGUAUAGAACUAUUUUUAUUUGAAUGUGGCACUAACCACCACCAUCAUGACUGAUGAACGUUUGCGCAUGUUCAAGGUCAGUCUUAACGGCAGUGUGAGUCAUUAACAGUCCUAACUGUGGUGUUUUCCUCCAAUGCCUUCCAACAUCCAUCAACUAACCAAUACUGGAGUAACCGCUUCCUAAACCAUUUGCAGAAAUGUAAGGGUGUUCGGGUGCGUGCAUGUGCGUUGUUAGCAACACAUCUACCAGCCCUCUGCAUGACUGAUGUUGGGGAAAAGAAAAAUAGAAACAGUUCCCAACUCACUGUGUGAUGUGGAGGAAAUGUGUAUACCAGUGGGGUUUUAGCUAUUCAAUCAGAAUAAUAGCAAAUGUACAGUUUAGUGUAAAGAAUCAGCCUCCAGAGAAGUUUGGUUUCUUUGCUGCAAGAAGAAUGAGGUUCUGAACCCUUGUCCAAGAUCAGAAGCCAUCAGCCAAGUCUCCACAUUUCUCUACAAAUGUCGUAGCCUCUAUAGCUGUAUAAUAAUUGUAAUGCAUGCCUUCAGUUGUAAGCAGCCAGAUUGCUCUGCAGUGACAUUGAAACAUGCUUUCUAAUUGGCCCUGUACAGUUUGCUUAUUUAUAAAUUCAUUUAAAACACUACAGCUGUCAAAUGGUUACAACAUAGGCCUAACUUGAGUUGUUUUGUGGGUGUGCAGCCAGCUGUUUCACACUGUAUUAAUGUAAUUUAUUUAAUGAAGUCAGAAACAGUAGACAGAUGUUGGUGCAAUACAAGUAUUGUGUGCAUUUACUGUAAUAAAGUGCUCAGCGUCAGCUCACAGCUUCUCACAGUGCAUGUUUGACUGUAGACUGGAAAUAGAGGUCAGUUUCUCUCUGUGCUGGUAACAGGUAUUGCACAGACAUGAUUUCAGGUAAAUAAAUCUAUUCUACGAUAAA
Phodopus roborovskii (desert hamster) is the source of this 5262-nucleotide messenger RNA. It is a transcript of the gene Atp2a2, whose product is annotated as ATPase sarcoplasmic/endoplasmic reticulum Ca2+ transporting 2. Gene Ontology annotation, biological process: intracellular calcium ion homeostasis; regulation of cardiac muscle contraction by calcium ion signaling; calcium ion transmembrane transport. The transcript is spliced from 21 exons. NCBI's taxonomy places the organism in Eukaryota, Metazoa, Chordata, Mammalia, Rodentia, Cricetidae. The record is from RefSeq and is a predicted model, not a curated record. Bases 73 to 3204 code for a protein of 1043 amino acids. Gene Ontology annotation, cellular component: membrane. Gene Ontology annotation, molecular function: ATP binding; ATP hydrolysis activity; P-type calcium transporter activity involved in regulation of cardiac muscle cell membrane potential.